AUGGAUGAAAUAGAUGCUAAUAAAGAUAUACUAUAUCAUUAUAGAUCAUCGGUUAAAGUGGGUGAAAUAGAGCGUUAUUUGAUAGAAUAUAUCUUAUAUGAAGAUGAUGAAAUACCAGAUGAUUUGAAGCUUGAUUCCUUGUAUGUUAGAUUGAAGAAUUGUAGUCCCCUAUCAUUUCGUGCAGGUUACUUGGCUGGUCCAUUUAUUUUGUAUGGUGAUGUGAGAAGUAAUAAUUACCAUCAUUCGCAGCAUAUCGUUUCAUCAGCUGAUUAUCCGCAAUUUGAGGCAAAUCUACAAGCGCAACAAGUGAAGGUUAUGGAGUUGUCAUUACACAACAUACAAUCAAAAUACGUGUGGAUAUUGGAUGUAGUGAGUCAGAUAUUAUUUACUACAAAUACUAAUGUACCUUUUGAGGUGACAGUUGGUAUGGACAGAAAAAUGUUGGAGGAAAAUAAUGAAAUAGAGUGUCUCCCGCAUUUAGGAUCAACAUCGAAUAAUUUGAUUGUUUCACGAUUAACAACAGAUGAUCUAUGGAAGCUACCAAGGGAGUUAGCUCCAAAAAAAGAUAUUAAGCAUUUAGUAAUUCUGACACAUGGAUUACAUUCGAAUGUAUCUGCAGAUUUAUCAUACUUGAUGGAAGAAAUAUAUAAGUCACAGGCGAACUUUCCCAAUGAAAUAUUAAUUGUCGAUGGUUAUUUCGAUAAUGUUUGUGAAACAGAAAAGGGUGUACGAUACUUAGGAACUAGAUUGGCGGAUUAUAUUAUCGAUAAUCUAUAUGAUGCAGAUGUCAAAAAAAUAUCAUUUGUUGGACACAGUUUAGGUGGUUUAGUACAGACUUUUGCAAUUGGUAAUUUAGCAGCCAGAUACCCAUGGUUUUUCGAUAAGGUUAAACCGGUAAAUUUUAUCACAAUUGCUUCACCAAUGUUAGGCAUCGUUACUGAUAAUCCGGCAUAUAUUAAUUUAUUACUGUCAUUUGGGGUUGUAGGUCGUACGGGAAAGGACUUGAAUCUUGAUGUUGAUUUACCAGAUGAGAAACCCUUGCUCUAUUCUCUUUCCGGGGAGUUCAUCAGAAGCAUCUUACGGAAAUUUGAAAGGAGAACAAUAUACGCAAACGCCGUUAACGAUGGAAUAGUGCCGCUUUAUACGUCAGGUUUAUUAUAUCUUGAUUAUGAUGCAAUCUUGAAGAAAUUAAGAGAAAAGGAAGAGAAUAAGAGUUUAUCUGGUCCUAAUAAUAUAACAGUCUCAGAUAACACGGCUUUUUUCAAUAAAAAUUUCAUAUCCCCAUUAACUAAGAUGUUGAGUUUAUGGGCACCGCAAAAAUUUCCUGAGUCUGAUCCAAAAAUUCCUAAAGUAUCCUUUUUCCAAUCUGCAGCCUCCAUAUUAUUGCCGCCAUUACCAGAUAUCAAUUUCAUCGUCAACCCUAAACAUAGGAAUGAUAUAAUUAUUCAUGACAAGAUAUACACAGAAGAAGAUAUCAAGGAUGUAGAAAAAGAUCCUGAUAGUAGUUUUUUUAACAAUAAGAAUAUAUUUCUGCAAGCAUUGUCUACAGUAACAUCGGAAAAAACUAAAUACCAAGAGCUAGAGAAGACGAUAGCAAUAAGGUGGCACAAAGGCCUGUCAUGGAGAAAAGUAAUAGUCGCCUUGAAACCGGAUGCUCAUAAUAAUAUCAUUGUUCGAAGGAGAUUUUCUAAUGCCUAUGGUUGGCCUGUAAUAGAUCAUUUAAUAUCUGAGCAUUUUAGUGGAGAAAAUUUUGAAAUGGAUAGUCAAAAAGAUGUUUCCAUUACCACUACCAGAGAGGAUCUGAAUUGGAUUAAGAGGCCUGAUGAGGACGGCCUGUUCAAAGAAGGGCCUACAGGGAUGAUAUCGACUGUCGGUGAAAUUGUAGAAUCCUUUGCAAAGAAAAGGUUUUCAAAUCUAGUGGAUGCGACAGCUUCCAAUGAGGAAAGCCUACGCGAAAUUAAAGAUGAAGUUACACAAAAUCUUGAUUUAGACAUGGUUGAUAUCCCGAAUGAAACCAUAUAG
This is a messenger RNA of Nakaseomyces glabratus, 2022 nucleotides long. It is a transcript of the gene ROG1, whose product is annotated as putative lipase ROG1. NCBI's taxonomy places the organism in Eukaryota, Fungi, Ascomycota, Saccharomycetes, Saccharomycetales, Saccharomycetaceae. Gene Ontology annotation, molecular function: monoacylglycerol lipase activity. The record is from RefSeq and is a predicted model, not a curated record.